GUUUACAUUCAUGCUUCCGACAUGGCGGCGGGAGAAGCUAACCAAAGUCAGGGCGGAGAAAUUUCGUCGAGACAACCGCAUUUAGCCAAGCAAGAUGUCGCCAAUUUGGAUGUGACCAAACUCAACGCCCUCACACCGGAGGUCAUCAGUAGACAGGCUACCAUCAACAUAGGAACCAUUGGCCAUGUGGCUCACGGCAAGUCUACUGUAGUGAAGGCCAUCUCAGGAGUACAGACUGUGCGGUUCAAGAAUGAGUUAGAGAGAAACAUCACCAUCAAGUUAGGAUAUGCCAACGCAAAGGUGUAUAAAUGUGACGGAGCGACCUGCCCCCGCCCUGACUGUUACCGCUCCUGUGGCAGUUCUAAGGAGGAUGUCUUCCCCUGUGACAGGAUGGGCUGUAGUGGCAAGUUCUGCCUGCAGAGGCAUGUUUCGUUUGUGGACUGCCCCGGGCACGACAUCCUGAUGGCGACCAUGUUGAACGGCGCUGCUGUGAUGGACGCGGCUCUGCUGUUGAUCGCAGGGAACGAGUCGUGCCCCCAGCCUCAGACAUCCGAACAUCUCGCAGCUAUUGAGAUCAUGAAGCUGAAGCACAUCCUGAUCCUACAGAACAAGAUUGACCUGGUGAAGGAGAGUCAGGCCAAGGAGCAGUACGAACAGAUCCUCAAGUUUGUACAAGGCACUGUGGCAGAGGGUGCCCCGGUGAUCCCGAUCUCAGCCCAGCUGAAGUAUAACAUCGAGGUGAUCUGUGAAUACAUCUGUAAGAAGAUCCCCAUUCCUGUCCGAGACUUCACCUCACAGCCACGACUCAUCGUGAUCCGGUCCUUCGAUGUGAACAAGCCUGGCUGUGAGGUGGAGGAUCUGAAGGGGGGAGUGGCAGGAGGAAGUAUUCUCAAGGGGGUUCUCAAGGUUGGGCAGGAGAUUGAGGUGCGUCCUGGGAUUGUGUCGAAGGACCACGAGGGGAAGUUGAUGUGUAAGCCCAUCUUCUCCCGCAUCGUCUCCCUGUUCGCUGAGCAGAACGACCUGCAGUUUGCCGUGCCUGGAGGGCUGAUAGGAGUGGGCACUAAGAUCGACCCGACGCUGUGCCGUGCUGACCGGAUGGUGGGGCACGUGCUGGGCGAAGUCGGCGCUCUCCCCGACAUCUACACAGAAAUAGAAAUCUCCUACUUCCUGCUGAGGCGUCUGCUCGGCGUACGGACGGAGGGAGACAAGAAGGGCGCAAAGGUCCAGAAGCUGUCAAAGAACGAGGUUCUGAUGGUGAACAUCGGGUCCUUGUCUACGGGAGGCAGAGUUCUCGCAGUCAAGGCUGAUUUAGCCAAAAUAGUCCUAACCAAUCCUGUGUGUACAGAGAUUGGGGAGAAAAUCGCCUUGAGUAGAAGGGUGGAGAAACAUUGGAGGUUGAUUGGUUGGGGCCAGAUUAGAAGAGGAGUGACCAUCAAGCCGACCACACAGGAGGACUGACAGCUGUCAAUCAAUCAGUAUCCAUAGCAACCGUACAGCCAUACCAAUACAAUUGCUUGGUUCUGAUAUUUUUGCAUCAAAAAUUGAAAUUGAAAAAUGCAGAAAGUGGAAAGGCAUAUAGAAAUUUUGUUUGAAAUUAUAGUUGGAUCAUGCAAAUGUAAAUUUUAACUUUUUCAAGAUAAAGAUGAUAUGAAAGGGGGGCCAUUUUCAUCCUGUGGUACAGAAUCAAGUGAGCGUCUAAAAUGUUGUAUGUUCAGUACAUUUGGCACAGAUGGUACAUGUAAAUAAAUAAGAGCCAAGUGAUUAGAUUGGUAUGGCUACAUACACAAUGUAGGAUAAACAAAACAUGCUUUUUGUAAUGACUGGUAAAUAUAACAUGCACUCAGUAACAGCUGUGUACUGUCUUACUCAAGACGAGAACGCCUGUCUAAACUUAUUUUUGUGAUGUUAGCUCUACUGUCAUACUACAAUGUAAUACAUACAUGAAACAGUUACACCUACCUUGUGGAUGCCUGUUACAUGGUUUAACAAGAGCAUUAUUAAGUUCUAUCUACAUUGUACACUUGCCCCUGUAACUCUUUGUACAUGGACGUGUGUCUUGAUUUACAUGAAUAGAACUGACUAUGACAUUUUGGAUUGCUUUGCUGUACUGUCCCCCUUUACGAGUCCGAAUAUGUAAAACACAGCGAAUUAUCUGUUUCCCUUCCUGUGCUGAAAUCAAAUUUGUGGAACUUAAAUCAGUGUAGCCUUUUGCAACAAAAUUUGGGUUAUUUAGAUAUCUGUCUCUUUCACUUACUAAGAUACUGUAGUAACUGUAUCCACAAGAAUUCUCAUUUUGUCGUGUCAUUUAUUCAGUUCUACAUAUUGGAACACCGAGUCUCAAGCUAUAUCCUGAUUGAUUUAACUUUGUUAUAACAAUUUGUUUGACUACCUAUCCCUGUUACAUAUAUCUCAAUAAAUGUAUACCCUGUAUGGGCCUUUUC
Messenger RNA from Branchiostoma belcheri (Belcher's lancelet), 2441 nucleotides. Its product is annotated as eukaryotic translation initiation factor 2 subunit 3, Y-linked. Gene Ontology annotation, cellular component: eukaryotic translation initiation factor 2 complex; cytosol. Gene Ontology annotation, biological process: positive regulation of translational fidelity; formation of translation preinitiation complex. Gene Ontology annotation, molecular function: GTP binding; tRNA binding; translation initiation factor activity. The transcript has 13 exons. Bases 22 to 1458 code for a protein of 478 amino acids. Lineage: Eukaryota; Metazoa; Chordata; Leptocardii; Amphioxiformes; Branchiostomatidae. The record is from RefSeq and is a predicted model, not a curated record.